Molecule: messenger RNA, 1139 nt
Organism: Lontra canadensis (Northern American river otter)
Lineage: Eukaryota; Metazoa; Chordata; Mammalia; Carnivora; Mustelidae
Product: intraflagellar transport protein 172 homolog
Exons: 7
Coding region: 233-970 (245 amino acids)
Biological process (GO): intraciliary transport
Cellular component (GO): intraciliary transport particle B; axoneme; ciliary basal body
Source: RefSeq, a predicted model, not a curated record
CCUGCUGGGCCGGUGCGUCCGCGCUGAUCCUGCAGUGAUACUGCUGUUACUGUGAUUGCUUCCGUCCUGUAGGUGCUUUUCUGCUUUGGGCCAUGUAGCAAAAGCUCGAUUCCUGCAUGAGACCAAUGAGAUUGCAGACCAAGUGUCUCGGGAAUAUGGUGGAGAAGGAACGGACUUUUACCAGGUCCGAGCUCGCCUAGCCGUGCUGGAGAAGAACUACAAGCUGGCUGAGAUGAUCUUCUUGGAGCAGAAUGCCGUUGAGGAGGCUGUGGACAUGUACCAGGAGCUGCCCCGUUGGGAUGAGUGUAUCGCUGUGGCUCAGGCCAAGGGGCACCCAGCCCUGGAGAAGCUGCGCCGGAGUUACCACCAGUGGCUGAUGGACACACGGCAAGAGGAGCGAGCCGGUGAGCUGCAGGAGAGCCAGGGGGAUGGACUAGCAGCCAUCGGCCUCUACCUCAAAGCCGGGCUCCCUGCCAAAGCCGCCCGACUGGUGCCGGCCCGGGAGGAACUGCUGGCUAACACCGAGCUGGUAGAACACGUCACGGCAGCCCUUGUCAAGGGGGAGCUGUGUGAAAGGGCCGGUGAUCUCUUCGAGAAGAUUCGAAACCCAGAGCGGGCCCUGGAGUGCUACUGUCAAGGCAGCGCAUUCAUGAAAGCGGUGGAGCUGGCUCGGUUGGCAUUCCCAGUGGAAGUGGUGAGACUGGAAGAGGCCUGGGGGGAUCACUUGGUGCAGCAGAAGCAGCUCGAUGCAGCCAUUAAUCACUACACUGCAGCCAGGUGCUCCAUUAAGGCAAUUGAAGCUGCCCUGGGCGCCCGCCAGUGGAAGAAGGCCAUUUAUAUAUUAGAUCUACAGGACCGGAACACUGCGUCCAAAUACUAUCCCCGCGUGGCCCAACACUAUGCGUCUCUGCAGGAGUAUGAGGUGAGGAGAGUCCCUUGCUGGGGCUGGAGGCAAUGCAGUACCGAAUGAGAAGAGAACCCAGAACCGGAAGUGGGGGCCCCUCACCAAAUCCUUCUUUCUGGGUCCAGCAGCACCAGCCACCCUGAGCGAGAAGAAAGCAGUUUACUUCCCUUAUUUCAUUCCAACAUAACAUAGACCCCUCUCCCAGACCUAUAAAGCGAGUCUCCAGCUCUCUUCC